CCUCACUCCUCUCUCUCGUUUUCUCUCUCUUAAUUCUCUUUCGUGACUGAUCUCUCUGCUAGCCCUAGCCGAUACCAAAAGUUAAAUCGCCAUGGAUAGUUCAGACGAAGAGAUUAACCAUGAAAAUGAAGGGGUUAUAAUGAAUCAGAAGAGGAAGAGAGAUAGGAAGAAGAAGGAAAGUAAGAAACAAGUAGAAAUACCAGUCUCAGAAAGUGAGGAGGAGGAGGAGGAAGAAGAAGAUCUUAUUGAUAGAAUUGAAGAACAAGAAGAAGAUGGAGACGAAGAAGAAGAGGAUACAGAUGAAGACGACGAAGAAGACGAGGAUGGAGAUGAAGAGGAAGAGGUAGAGGAAGAAGAAGAAGAAGAAGAGGCGGAUGUUGCUUUCUCUGAUUUAGGCCUCUCUGAACCUACCAUGAAUGCUGUUAGAGAUAUUGGUUUUGAAAAUAUGACUCGGGUUCAAGCUAGAGCUAUUCCACAACUUCUGAAACGAAAGAAUGUUCUUGGAAUUGCAGGGACGGGUUCUGGGAAGACCCUAGCUUUAUUGAUACCAGCCGUUGAAUUGUUGUACAAGAAAAAGUUCAGUUCGCAUAAUGGAACUGGGGUGGUUGUCAUUUGCCCGAUCAGAGAACUUGCUAUGCAGACACAUGCUGCGGCUAAGGACCUUCUCAAGUACCACACUCAGACUCUUGGGCUGGUUAUGGAUGGUGCAGCUCGAAGAGGAGAAGCAGAACGCCUUGUGAAAGGAGUAAAUCUGUUAAUUGCUACCCCUGGCAGACUUCUUGAUCAUCUUCAGAAUACCAAGGGAUUUAUUUAUAAAAAUUUGAAGUGCCUCAUAGUUGAUGAAGCUAAUCGAAUGCUGGAAGAGAACUUUGAGGAGCAAAUGAAGCAGAUUAUAAAGCUUCUUCCAAAGGAAAAGAUAAAAAAGAUUAAAAAUGGCGAAAAGAUCACUAUUUUGGUGAGAAACACAGCGCUGUUUUCCGCCACUCAGACUACGAAGGUCGAAGAUAUUGCACACUUGUUAUUUAAGUCCAUCCCGGUGUAUGUUAAUGUGGAUGAUGGCAUGUCCGAGUCCACAGUAGAAGGAUUGCAGCUAGGUUACUGCGUUGUGCCAAGUGCUAGGAGAUUCAUUCUGUUGUAUUCCUUCUUGAAAAGAAAUCUGUCCAAGAAAGUUAUGGUUUUCUUCUCUUCAUGCUGUUCUGUAAAAUAUCACUUGGAGCUUCUGAGGCACCUUCAUGUGGACUGCUUUGAUAUCCAUGGAAAACAAAACCAGCAGAAGCGUACGUCAACCUUUUCUGAUUUCUGCGAGGCAGAGAAAGGCAUCUUAUUAUGUACAGAUGUUGCUCGUGGGCUUGAUAUUCCUGCUGUGGACUGGAUCGUGCAGUAUGAUCCUCCAGAUGAGCCCAAGGAGUUCAUCCACAGGGUUGGUCGAACAGCUCAUGAUGAAAAUGCAAAUGGAAAUGCGCUUCUCUUCUUAAUACCAGAAGAGUUGCAAUUUUUACAAUUUCUAAAGGCAGCAAAAGUACCGCUGAAAGAGUACGCAUUUGAUGAAAAGAAGCUAACAAAAGUGCAAUCUCAAUUGGAGGGAGUGGUGGCCAAAAACUAUUAUCUAAAUAUGUCAGCAAAAGAAGCAUACAGAUCGUAUAUAUUGGCCUAUAAUUCACAUUCUAUGAAGGAAAUCUUCAACGUUCACAAACUCGACCUGCAGGCUGUUGCUACUUCCUUUUGCUUUUCUGGUCCACCAAAGAUAUAUCUGGCACCUGAUAGCAGUAGAUCAAAAUCUAGAAAGAAGAGUCGUAAAAAUUGAUGGCAGCUGUCAAGGGAAUGACCAUAAUUGUCCCAGUUGGAAUUUGGGAAUGACUCUGCUCAAGUUUUGGUUCAGUUUUCAUACAUGGUUUAAAAGGCUAAGAUAUGGUUUUAGCUAGUUGAUGAUUCCAGGUUUUUAUGUUGCCUGCUGCAGUUGUAUGGUUUUAAGGCUAAGACAUGAUUAAAAUUUCCGCUUAGCAAUUUUGUGACAUCUUGGGAAAAUCUCUUAUUAAUUGUCUUCUGUAAGUUUCUGUUAAUCAACGGAAAAAUCACACUUUUGACACC
Molecule: messenger RNA, 2088 nt
Organism: Papaver somniferum (opium poppy)
Lineage: Eukaryota; Viridiplantae; Streptophyta; Magnoliopsida; Ranunculales; Papaveraceae
Product: DEAD-box ATP-dependent RNA helicase 27-like
Exons: 11
Coding region: 92-1804 (570 amino acids)
Biological process (GO): maturation of LSU-rRNA from tricistronic rRNA transcript (SSU-rRNA, 5.8S rRNA, LSU-rRNA)
Cellular component (GO): nucleolus
Molecular function (GO): ATP binding; nucleic acid binding; RNA helicase activity
Source: RefSeq, a predicted model, not a curated record